This is a messenger RNA of Lotus japonicus, 2243 nucleotides long. RefSeq names its product probable auxin efflux carrier component 1b. Gene Ontology annotation, cellular component: plasma membrane; endoplasmic reticulum. Gene Ontology annotation, molecular function: auxin efflux transmembrane transporter activity. The record is from RefSeq and is a predicted model, not a curated record. Lineage: Eukaryota; Viridiplantae; Streptophyta; Magnoliopsida; Fabales; Fabaceae. The coding region runs from base 227 to 2005 and encodes 592 amino acids. Gene Ontology annotation, biological process: auxin polar transport; auxin export across the plasma membrane. The transcript has 6 exons.
UCACUUCUUGUCUGCCAUCAAAAUCCCAUAAAACCAAACACACCCUUCACAUUUCACACUCUCAUUUCCCUCCCUCAACCCUCUCCUCUCAAAACAACCAUGACCCUUUUCUUCUCUUCAAUCCUUCUACUUCCCCAUUAACUCUAACCUCUUCAAGUGAUAGUAAGUUAAGACCUUUCAUCUGAAAAAAACAGAGUUAAAAAGUGAUUGUUUCUGCUAAAACAAGAUGAUAAGCGCUUCUGACUUGUACCAUGUUCUCACUGCGGUGGUGCCACUCUACGUGGCUAUGAUCCUCGCCUACGGCUCAGUGAAAUGGUGGAAAAUCUUCAGUCCAGACCAGUGCUCUGGCAUCAACCGUUUUGUUGCUCUGUUCGCAGUUCCUCUGCUUUCCUUCCACUUCAUCUCCACCAACAACCCCUACGCCAUGAACUACAGGUUCAUCGCUGCUGAUUCUCUUCAGAAAACCAUAGUCCUUGCAGUUCUGCUAAUCUGGUCAAGAACAAGCUCAAGAGGCUCUCUGGAAUGGUCCAUCACUCUGUUUUCCCUGUCAACACUGCCCAACACUCUGGUCAUGGGGAUUCCAUUGCUGAAGGGGAUGUAUGGUGAUGCAUCAGGGACAUUGAUGGUGCAAAUCGUGGUGCUUCAGUGUAUCAUCUGGUACACUCUGAUGCUGUUCUUGUUUGAAUACAGAGGAGCCAGGCUUCUCAUUGUGGAGCAGUUUCCUGACACUGCAGGGUCGAUUAUCUCGUUCAAGGUGGAUUCUGAUAUUCUCUCGCUUGAUGGGAAAGAGCCUCUGCAGACUGAGGCUGAGGUUGGAGAAGAUGGAAAGCUUCAUGUUACUGUCAGGAAAUCUACCAGCUCACGCUCUGAGAUUUUCUCUCGGCGUUCUCAUGGACCAAACUCUGGUGUUUCACUCACUCCUCGUCCUUCAAACUUGACCAAUGCUGAGAUUUACUCUCUGCAAUCUUCCAGGAAUCCAACUCCAAGAGGGUCUAGCUUCAACCACACUGAUUUCUACUCCAUGGUGAAUGGGAGAAACGUGAGUCCGAGGCAGAGUAACUUUGGUGGAACCUUGGGUUUUGAUGAGGAAAGUGGAAUGGGUAAGGCUAAUGGUGGUGGUGGCGGUGGUGGGUACCCUGCUCCUCACAAUGCAGGGAUUUUUUCUCCGGUGACCGGCAAGAAGAAGGCCAACGGUGGCGGCGCUGAUGGCGGCGGAGGAAAGGAUCUUCACAUGUUUGUUUGGAGUUCAAGUGCUUCCCCUGUUUCUGAAGGUGGAAUCCAUGUCUUCAGAGGUGCUGAUUAUGGGAAUGACCAGCUUGGUGGGGUAGCUUCACACCAAAAAGAUUAUGAUGAGUUUGGUCACGAUGAGUUUAGCUUCGGAAACAGAACUGUUGCUAAUGGUGUGGACAAGGAAGGACCUGUGUUGUCUAAGCUUGGUUCAAGCUCCACCACUGAGCUUCACCCAAAAGCACAGGGAGAAUCCAAAACUGCCACCAACAUGCCACCUGCUAGUGUCAUGACUAGGCUCAUUUUGAUCAUGGUGUGGAGAAAGCUGAUUAGGAAUCCUAACACUUACUCUAGCCUUAUUGGUCUCACUUGGUCUUUGGUCUCAUUCAAGUGGAAUGUUGUUAUGCCAGCAAUUGUUGCUAAAUCAAUAUCAAUUCUAUCUGAUGCAGGCCUUGGAAUGGCAAUGUUUAGUCUUGGGUUGUUCAUGGCGUUGCAGCCAAAGAUCAUUGCUUGUGGAAACUCGGUUGCUGCAUUUACUAUGGCAGUUCGGUUCCUCACUGGCCCUGCAGUCAUGGCCGUUGCUUCAAUUGUUGUAGGGCUCAGGGGUGUUCUGUUGCACAUAGCUAUUGUACAGGCUGCUCUGCCUCAAGGAAUUGUCCCAUUUGUGUUUGCUAAGGAAUACAAUGUUCAUCCUGACAUUCUCAGCACUGGGGUUAUAUUUGGAAUGCUGAUUGCUCUUCCCAUUACUCUUGUUUACUACAUUUUGCUGGGGCUUUGAAGCAAUGCUGAUGGUGGAAGGAAGAAAAAGACUAAUUGAAGUGUAUUACAUGUCCUUUUGUUAGCAUAGGAUAAUUUUUUUUCUUUGGUAACCUCUAACAAUGUAGUAGAAUUUUGGAAGGUAGCAAGAGUGGAGUGAAAAUGUGUAUGUGACCUUUUUUAACUGUGAACCCCACCACUGUGUUGCAUUUUGGUUGGAUUAAUGAGAAGAGAAAGUGGAGCAUGUUUUUAGUUGUCGA